This is a messenger RNA of Linum tenue, 908 nucleotides long. The record is from the annotation of a GenBank genome assembly. Lineage: Eukaryota; Viridiplantae; Streptophyta; Magnoliopsida; Malpighiales; Linaceae.
CGAACCUCUUACCCGGAAGCAAACCUCUCCCGCACUGCCGCCGCCGCUCACUGCCGAGGAUCUGCCCUGUCUUCCACAACUCUUCUCUUCUCUUCUCUCUUUCUGUCUUCCAGCCCGGACAUAUCACCGCUAAUCUUGCAAUUCUUCUCCCCCAAGCAUUGCCCUCGAAAGUCCUGUUUCAAACCUCGCCGUCGAGCAAGCAAACCAUUGUUCUCGCUCAUACCCUUUCUCACUCUUCGAUCGGCUGUCUCUCGCACUCCCGGAAAGCUCACGGCAACCCUUGCCACCGCAGAUUUCUAUGUUCGUUUCAAAGGGAGUAGCAAACCAUCAAGAAACUGUGGGUCGGGGUUUGAUGGGGAAGAAGAAGCGGGUUCCGUAAUUCCCACCAAGCCUCAUUCUCCCCUUCAAAUUCCGGUUCCAUCGCUUUACACGCACUCAAGAAAAGGUUUUUACUCUAAGUUGGGGUGAUUACUUAAACAGUCACAAAUUUUUGCAGGGGGUAAAAUGUCAUCCUUUUAACCUGCAAUUGUCACUCCUUCUGGAAGCUAUUUGUUCCUAAUGUGCUAGGCAAAUGGAUUAGGUUCGUGAGUUGGGUUCUUGCUUUGGUGGAUUCAUGAAUUGAGUUUAAAUAGAUUUACGGGUUUAUUGGUUGGUUUAGACUUUAGAUGGGUUAGUGAGUUUGCGGAUCAUUGAACAUCCAUGAAAAAGAAGCCAUAGCAGCUGCAACAGUUGCAGCAGCAACAGAUUUGGAAGAGAAGGUAGGUGUGAAUAGUUUUAUUUAAUCUCUGAAAAUUGUUAGUUUGAAAUUUUGUGGUGCUGAUGUGAUUCUUUGCUUUGCUUAUGGGAAUUGGUAAGUCUUGGUGUUUUUUUGUCUCAAUUGAGCUUUCCCUAGCUUAAAGAUAAUUGAC